Mesocricetus auratus (golden hamster) is the source of this 6113-nucleotide messenger RNA. RefSeq names its product RHO family interacting cell polarization regulator 1 (gene Ripor1). Lineage: Eukaryota; Metazoa; Chordata; Mammalia; Rodentia; Cricetidae. The transcript is spliced from 22 exons. The record is from RefSeq and is a predicted model, not a curated record. Bases 2069 to 5809 code for a protein of 1246 amino acids.
CUCCUUGCCUACAGUCCAGUUUGAUGGAGACAUUUUCUCAAUUACGAUUUCCUCUUCCCAGAUGUCUAGAUUUGUGUUGUUUGCAAAACCCAACCAGGACAAUUACAUCAUAAAUUGGUUUUGUGUGCUUUUUGUUCUGGUUUUGUUUUUGUUUUUUUGAGACAAGGUAUCAUGUAGCCUAAGCUAGCCAUGAACUUGUGAUCCUCCUGCCUCUGCCUCCUGAAUGAUGACAUAAUAGGGAUGCACCACCAUGUUUGUGUACUUUCUCCCUGUUUUUGAACUUCAUUAUCAAGGGAACCAUACAUAUCUCCUUACUUGUGUUUUCUGUCUGCCAGUAGUUGAUAUACCUGCAAGAUUCACUCAUAUUACUGAUUGUAUUUGUCUAUUUUUCAUUGUUUUUUUCACAUUCUGUUAUUAUGGAUGGGCAUUUGUAUAGUUUUCAGGUUUAUUUUUACUUUUAGUGUGAGAGUGCCUUGAAUUUACUGUUAAGUCUGAGACAUCCAUCUUCUCUGAGAAGGGAGAAAGAGUAGCGCUGUAAAUGGUAAUUUCCCAGGUAGGAAGCGAGAACCAUGUGAGGUUAAGAACUGCACUGUGAUUGCAGCUGCUGUGCCAAGACCUCCCAGCUUAAUCCAGGAUGAGUGUAGGAGCUGCAAGGACAAGGGGGUUGGUCUGCCAGGGUCGGUUCUGACAGGCAAGACGGAGCGCAGGGUGCUAAAGAUACUACCAGCAGGCAGGUGAUGGAGGGUGGCUGUGGAGAGGGCGUGCAGAGAAGGAAAGGGAAGGAAGGUGGGAAGGAGCUGGAAGAGAAAGCAAGCAGAGGCCGACUGUGAUCUCUGUAUAUAGCGGUGUCUAUGAAAUUCCGGGUUCUAUCUCCAGUGACUGGCACUGAGUUGUGUUCAGGGAACCGGAGGUCUCAGGUAACAAGCAGAUGUGGCAGUGGUGAUGGAGAGAAACUGAUAAUUAUCGAUUAUCGACAGUGAGGUUGUGGUUUAGGAAAAGGGCAUUCCAGAGCAGAUGAUAAGGCUAGGGUGUUGGGCAUGGGAGCUGAAAGAUGCAUAAAGGUGUGUAUUAGGUGGGCCGUCCACAGGAAUGCAUAGUUCAUGCUGGAUGUGGACAAGGAAUAUUCAAGUAAGAGAUGCUGGGAUCAAGGAAGCCAGUAAAGGGAAUUCAGGACUUGAGGAGAGAGUCAAGGGUAGAAGGAUAACUUCUCGGUCCUAGCUUCCACUAUAGGGGGAAGCCCUGGCUGGGUAAUAGGACCUGAUGGUUUUCCCCAGGUCCAAGAGAAGGGCAACACCCAGACUGAGCAACCCCUUUGUGGAUAUAAAGAUGAUGCAGGGCCAGCUUCUUCUCAGGUCUUGGAGAAGCACAUAAUAUGUGGUUGGUCAAGCCCCACCAUUCAGCUCCUCUCUCCUCUAAGUUUCAUCAGAGUACUUAUUAUUCAGUGUCCUUCACUGGCACAAUCCCUGCAUUCACCCCCCACCCGCUUCAACACCCACAGAACCCUAAUUCCUAGCCCUUUUUAUGGUGAAUCUUUUCUCAGCAGCAUGACAAUCACUUUUGAACACCUUUCUUUCUUUUUUAAAUUUUACUUUUAUUUCACAUGUGUUGGUGAUUUGCCUGCAUGUAUAUAUCUGUGUGAAGGUGUCGGAUCCCCUGGAACUGGAAUUACAGUGUGAGCUGCUGGAAAUUGUUCCUGGGUUCUCUUAACCAUCACUCUUGGCACACCUUUCUAUCUCUGUGCCACUAGUCUCCAUUCUGGUGUUCAACUCCCUUCACAGGCAAACCCUGUGCCAACAACCUACUUCGGAGGAAAGCCCCUAGUCACCGCUUGUAGAGGCGAGGCAGACCGAGGUCGGGUGCCCCCUCUAGUCCGGGGAAUCAGUCCCGCCCCAUCCCGGCGGGUUGAGUCAGGAGGCAGGAACUGGGCGGGCGGGAGGCGCUGAGAGCAGCCGAAACCGGGGCCAGAGCCGCCGGCAGUGAGCUUGGAGCCCAACAGGGCCAGUACCAAAAGCCCCAGGCCAGCGGGACACAGUGGGUGAGCACCGGUCGGGACCGUCCGGAACCGACCAUGAACUCCAAGAAGAGAGGGAGCCCCGCGCGGACUCAUUCCAUGAUGUCCCUGUCGGUGCGGCCGCAGCGCCGCCUGCUCAGCGCCCGGGUCAGUAGGAGCCAGUCCUUCGCAGGCGUCCUCGGCAGCCACGAGCGCGGGCCCAGGAACUUCACGGUCUUCAGCCCACCAGGGCCCCCACGGAAGCCCCUAGUGCUCUCCCGAGUGUCGAGGAUGUUUUCCGUAGCUCACCCAGCCCCCAAGGUGCCACAGCCAGAGCGGCUGGACCUGGUGUAUGCUGCCCUUAAGCGGGGACUGACGGCCUACUUGGAAGUGCAUCAACAGGAGCAGGAGAAGCUCCAGCGCCAGAUAAAAGAAUCCAAGAGGAAUUCCCGCCUAGGCUUCCUGUAUGACUUGGACAAGCAAGUCAAGUCCAUUGAACGUUUUCUUCGACGACUGGAGUUCCAUGCCAGUAAGAUCGAUGAGCUGUAUGAAGCAUACUGUGUCCAGCGGCGUCUCCGGGAUGGUGCCUACAACAUGGUCCGUGCCUAUAGCACAGGGUCUCCAGGGAGUCGAGAGGCACGAGAUAGCCUGGCUGAAGCCACUAGAGGGCAUCGAGAGUACACAGAGAGCAUGUGUCUUCUGGAGAACGAGCUGGAGGCCCAGCUGGGCGAGUUCCAUCUCCGGAUGAAAGGGCUGGCUGGCUUUGCCAGGCUGUGUGUGGGCGAUCAAUAUGAGAUCUGCAUGAAAUAUGGCCGUCAGCGAUGGAAACUGCGAGGCCGAAUAGAGAGCAGCGGGAAGCAGGUGUGGGACAGCGAGGAGACUGUCUUUCUCCCUCUACUCACAGAGUUCCUGUCUAUCAAGGUGACAGAACUGAAGGGCCUGGCUAACCAUGUAGUUGUGGGCAGUGUCUCCUGUGAGACCAAGGACCUGUUUGCUGCCCUGCCCCAGGUUGUGGCUGUGGACAUCAAUGACCUUGGCACCAUCAAGCUCAGCCUGGAAGUCAUAUGGAGUCCCUUUGACAAGGAUGACCAGCCGUCAGCUGCUUCUACAGUCAACAAAGCUUCCACUGUCACUAAGCGGUUUUCCACAUAUAGCCAGAGCCCACCAGACACACCCUCACUUCGGGAGCAGGCCUUCUAUAACAUGUUACGGCGGCAGGAGGAGCUAGAGAAUGGGACAGCAUGGUCCCUGUCAUCUGAGUCUUCAGAUGACUCAUCCAGCCCACAGCUCUCAGGCACUGCUCGACACACAUCAACUCCCAAGCCCUUGGUGCAACAGCCGGAGCCCCUGCCCAUCCAAGUUGCCUCUCGAAGACCAGAGAUGCUCACUUCUGGCUCCAUGGAUGAAGAGCCAGCUGUGUCCCCAGCCCUAGUCAAUGGGCAUGCCCCUUACAGCCGGACUCUCAGCCACAUCAGUGAGGCCAGCGUGGAUGCUGCCUUGACUGAGGCUAUGGAAGUUGUGGGCUCAGAAAGCCUAACCCCAGGACCACUUGCAUAUCCAGAUUCCACCCAUGUGGAGCAUUUCAGUAGUGUUCCUCCUGUCUUAGACACUGGCCAUUCUGCCACAAGACCUACCCCCAGUACAACUGGCCCUUCCCCCACACUUACAGACCCUGCCUCAUCUACACAGUUAGACUCAGUUCACAAAGCCACAGACUCUGACCCUUCUGAGUUACCAAGCCUCACACAUGCAAGUUCUACCUACAGUGCUAUAAGCCCUAUCAACAGUGUCCCAAGCCUAACUUCCACUACUAUAGAUUCUAUCCACAAGCCUGUGCCCUCUACCCUCACCACUACAGGCUCUAUCCCCAAUGCUACAGACCCAGUCCAGGCUACCACAAGCCCUACUCCCACUACCCCAAGCCCCACUCAUACCACUAUAAGCCUCACCCACACUAUUGUAAGCCAGACACAUAGCACUCCAAGCCCCAUGCACACCACUCCAAGCCCCACCCAUACCUCUGUAAGUCCCACUUGCACUAUUCCAAGCCCUACCAAUGCCACUCCAAGCCCCAGUAACAGUACCACUAGCCCUCCUCAAAAAACUGGGAUGCCAACUCAUACCACUACAAGUCAUACCACCAAUGCUGUGGACCCAGCCUUGACCACUACGAGCCCCAUGUCUACAAUGGAAAGCCCCAACCCUGCUCUAGACCUUGCUCUAAUCUCCAGCUCCUCUGCAGACCCCACACUCCCAGGCACUAACUCUCUGCUCUGUAGUCACUCAGCCUCCACUCCCUACACUAAAGCAGACCCCACAGCAUCUUGCACCUCUUUCCAGAGUCUUGCUUGUUCUGGUUCAGAGGUUCCCACAAGCCCUGCCCCAAAUUCCCCAGAACAAAAUCUUAAACGCCCAAGUUUCUCUCCCUCAUCCAUAGCCCCUGCACCCCAACAUUCAGAACUUAGCCUGGCCACAGCUGCUCAAGCCCCAGUCCCCGAAGCAACUGGAGGAGCUGGGGACAAAAGGCUUGAAGAGGCUCUGGGGACCCUAAUGGCUGCCCUGGAUGACUAUCGUGGUCAGUUCCCUGAGCUACAGGGUCUGGAGCAGGAGGUGACUCGACUGGAGAGUUUGCUCAUGCAGAGACAAGGCCUGACUAGAAGCAGAGCCUCCAGCCUUAGCAUCACUGUGGAGCAUGCCCUGGAGAGCUUCAGCUUCCUCAAUGAUGACGAAGACGAAGACAAUGAUGGUCCUGGGGUCAGGCCCACAAGCAGCCCAGAGGCUGUGGCAGAGGACAGAUUAGACUCAUCAAAUGCCCAGUCCCUAAGCACAGGGUGUCCAGCCCUGGAUGCUACCUUGGUCCAGCACCUGUACCACUGCAGCCACUUCCUGCUGAAACUGGGCACAUUUGGGCCCCUGCGCUGCCAGGAGGCAUGGGCCCUAGAGCGGCUGCUGAGGGAAGCACGUGUGCUCGAGGAAGUAUGUGAGCGCAGCAAGCUAUGGGGGAACUCUGCCACCUCUGCCCAGGAAGUGGUGCAGUUCUCUGCCUCUCGGACUGGCUUCCUGACCUUUUGGGACCAGUGUACAGAGGGACUCAGCCCCUUCAUCUGCCCCGUGGAGCAGGUGCUCCUCACUUUCUGCAGCCAGUACGGAGCCCGUCUUUCCCUGCGCCAGCCAGGCUUAGCUGAGGCUGUGUGUGUGAAGUUCCUGGAAGACGCCCUGGGGCGGAAGUUGCCUAGGAGGCCCCAGCCAGGCCCUGGGGAGCAGUUCACCAUCUUCCAAUUCUGGAGUUACGUAGAAGCCUUGGACAGCCCCUCCAUGGAUGCCUAUGUGACAGAGACUGCAGAGGAAGUGUUACUGGUACAGAAUCUGAACUCUGAUGACCAGGCUGUUGUGCUGAAAGCCCUGAGGUUAGCACCUGAGGGGCGCCUGCGAAGGGAUGGACUUCGGGCUCUUAGCUCCCUGCUGGUCCAUGGCAACAACAAAGUCAUGGCUGCUGUCAGCACCCAGCUUCGGAGCCUCUCACUUGGCCCUGUCUUCCGGGAAAGGGCUCUUUUGUGCUUCCUGGACCAACUUGAGGAUGAGGAUGUGCAGACUCGAGUGGCUGGAUGCCUAGCUUUGGGCUGUAUCAAGGCUCCCGAGGGCAUUGAGCCCCUGGUAUACUUGUGCCAAACAGACACAGAAGCUGUGAGGGAAGCUGCCCGGCAGAGCCUACAGCAGUGUGGGGAAGAAGGACAGUCUGCUCAUCGACGGCUAGAGGAGUCCCUGGAUGCUCUGCCUCGCAUCUUUGGGCCCAGCAGCAUGGCCAGCACGGCAUUCUGAACUCUCUAAUCACCGGCUCCCAGUGUUCCUUCCCCCAUUUUCAGGGCUCACCAGGCACUGGCAGGGAGGGUGAGGGCUGGUUCCAGACACCUCUCCCCACAAAUUUCUAUCAAUGAAAAUCUAAUAUAUUCUGUUACCCCUGGGGUUGGUAGAGUGCCUGAAACGAAGUGCCUCCCAGCCUUGGUUCUGCGUAUCUUUUGCCACAAGUGUCAGGGGCCUGGCCGUAUCUUGCUCUGCCUCACCAUAUCCCUUGGUUUUAUAUUUUAUUUACAGAGUUUUACAGAAAAUAAAAAAGCAAAAUGUA